Molecule: messenger RNA, 6189 nt
Organism: Scylla paramamosain (green mud crab)
Lineage: Eukaryota; Metazoa; Arthropoda; Malacostraca; Decapoda; Portunidae
Product: hsp70-Hsp90 organising protein-like
Exons: 9
Coding region: 497-1252 (251 amino acids)
Molecular function (GO): Hsp90 protein binding
Source: RefSeq, a predicted model, not a curated record
GUGUGCCUGCUCUUGUUGGGGUCGCCAGUUUGUGCCGCACAAUUUCUCGUGUCACGCACUGCUGCUGUCCCCGUGUUCCUCAGCGCAAGCUGGAUGCUGCUGUUGUGGCCUAUAGGACCGUCUGUGUGGUAAUGGUGAUACUCCCUCUGUUGUAAGGUCCCCAACAAGCUUGCUACUCCUGGAGAGGGGCGGGAAUAGAAUACAGAGGGAGUCGCUAUUGCAACAUGGUUUCACUGAUACCCUGGAGAGAGGAUGGCCAAGAUUCAGUUGAAGCCAAUAGAUCGCCAGUACAUCGCCCUGUGCAGAAUUUAUGCAUGGAGAUGAGCUGAUAACGUGUUAAUUAAGAAUUGCUACCGAAGGAAAGCAAGAAAGUCUGAAAAGUGAAAAGUUUGAAUAUUUUAGUGUAGAUAGCAUCGGUCAUGUGCGCAGCGCAGUGAACGUUGGCAACGUUUGGACCAGUUCGGUAUCAGCGCGGAAGGUAAACAUAGGAUCGAAGAUGUCAACAAAAACGGAGGUUACAGAGUUGCGAGAGAAAGGAAAUGAAUGUGUUCGUGCAGGAAACUUUGCCGAGGCAAUACUACAUUACUCUCAUGCAAUCAAGCAGGACAGUUCUUCCCCUCAGCUGUACAGUAAUAGAUCCUUUGCCUUCCUGAAGCUUCAGCAGUAUUAUCAUGCCCUUGAGGAUGCCAAUGAAGCAAUACGACUUGACCCUACAUGGGCAAAAGGCUACUUUCGUCGAGGAGAAGUCGAAUUUGCAACUGGCCUCUUUGACCAUGCCCUUGAGUCGUACCGACGGGCCUCCCAGUUGCAUAAUGACCCCACGUUACUGGAGUGUGUGCUGAAGGCUAAUAGGGAACUGACUCGCCAGCAAAAGGUUGACCAGCAGACUCCUUGGGUUGGGGCAGGAAUAGGUUUGAUCUUGGGUGUGCUGGUGGUGGUUGGAGAUGCAGCUGUAGCAAAUGCUUCCAUUCUUACGCAUCCAGUUCUUCAGUCACUGGUGACUAUUGUGUUCUCCUUGCUGGGUCUGGGUCUUGGCUUCUGCUACAGAGCAUACAUACAGAACACCAGGAAAGCUUUACUAGAACGUCCUCUGGACCUUAUGGAUAUGGAUAGUGAUAACUCAAGAAAUGGAGUUGGAGUCGCCAAGGAGCAAGGGAGUGGCAAAGGUGGACAGGAAGGGGAGGAGCGCCGCCACCACCCCCGCUACACCAAGGCUCGGGCUCGGCAACGCUAUAAGAAGGGCAAGUCAUAGACAGUCACUAGGCUCAUCACUUUAUACAUUUAUAUGAAUGUAUAGGUUGUUAUACAGUAUUGGCACUAGAUUAUGUUUUUAGUUUCUCAUUGGUUUCAUGUACACAUUUAGGAGAGGUCAAUGAAAGCUACUUGUCAAAGAAAAGAAUUUUUUUAUUUAAUUUAAACUGAGUAUAGAUUGCAAAAUAAGUUGCAUUCAACUUUUCUUUGCUAAUUUAUUAUGACACAAAAAAACAUUUGUUUUCCACCAAAAAAAAAUACAUUUUGCUUGAUUUCAUAUAUAAGCUAAAUUUAUCUGUUGUAUCAUUAUCUAAUGUAUUUGGAGUUUGUUGAAAUCUGAAACACUGCCAUACUUGUCAAAAAUACUUGCAUUCAUGUGAUAAUGCAAAGAUUUUUGUCAUCAUAAAAUGAGAUGGUAUUCCAUUCCAAAUUAUUUUUUAGCUUUUUUAUUUUAAUUUAUUAAUUAUUUUUUCAGAAUGACAUACUCUUUUAGAAGUGCCUUUAUUUGGAGGACAGGUAGUAGUAGUAGUUACACUGCUAGUAAUUUUCAUACAUAAUUUCUUUAAAAAAGUCAACAAUUAAUCUUAAUUGUUUGUCAUGCAGCAAUUUUUCCUGUUCCUUACAUCAUCAAUCUACAGUAGUCAUUAUUGUAGCAUUUUUAUGAUCCUAAUAUGUAUUACCUGUUGUAGUAAUUAUUAAGGUGCUGUUGGUCAUCAACUUUCAAUUCUAUGAAGGUCCUCACAUGAAUUUCUAUAUUCCAUUUUGUAUUCAUUUGUUUUGACAGUCAAAUGUACUCCAGGUCUUGUCUUUAUGAAGUAAUUUUGGGACUGUUCACAUGGUACACUUUUCAGCCUUGAUCCUCAGGUAUGUGUAAUUCUGGAACAUCCACCCUUCAUGCUCCUCUGUUAAUUCCAUUAUAGAACAGAAAUAUGGAUGUUCAUUAAUGCUAUCAUCUAACUGAUGUAAUAGCACAAAUGCUUCAUAAUAGUGAUUAAUUGUGACUACAUCACCGUAUACUGACAGACACCCAUGACAGUAAACUAUAGUACUCAGCAGAAGCAUCUGGCAUCUUCAUCCAAGCUUUGAGAUAUUAUGGUUUAUUUUGUUCACUGUAUUUUUAAGAUAAAAUGCAAGAUGAAGCUUAGCACCUGCAUGGUGAUCAUACCACCUAAAGGCUCCUACUUCCAGGUGAUUCUAGUGUACAGUUGCUCCCUGGUAUCCACCAAGGUUUUUUUUUGUCAGCCAUACUGCAUGCAUAUAGUUUAUUUUAUUGUUGGAUUUUGUGGCUUUGCAAAUGUACUGUACCUGGGAGCCACAAAAUUGCUGUGAAGGAGGCAGGACAGGAAACAAGUGUUAGUUGGUAUAGUGAAGUUGGCAGUGACACAUAAUGCAUUAUCGACUUCACAGUUGGUGUAGUGAGGUUGGCAGUGACACACACACACCACUAAUGACUUCUCUUCAUCAACCAACUCUCUUAUUUCCUUGGUUUCAUGGCCUGCUUCCUGCAAAGCAAAUAUCUGGGUUAUCAUUAAUGUAUGUUUUUUAAUGAUGAAGACUAUACCAGUUAGGCCACAAAAUUAACCCAUAACUAUGUAAAAAAAAAAAAAAAAACUGCAGGGGUGACGAAGAAUAACCUUUAUGGAUGCCUAGAAGCAAUGGCACACUAGAAUUAGUUUGAGGAAGGAGCCUUGAGGUGGCAUGUAGACACUAAAACUUGUUACAUGUUAUGUUAUGGCACUGAUGAAGUAACCAGACCUUUUUGUUAAGUGUUGUGUACACAUGGAAGAAAAGAUUUCAUGAGCAAUAUAAAAUGGUAACUUGAGCUCUACUACUCUCACAAUUUAUGAUUUGCUGCUUAUACCCAAAAAUGUUAUCAUUCUCUAAUUUCACUUCCAUUUCUCAUGAGUUGCACAUCACCAGUUUUGAACAUUCAAAAUUAUAAAGCCUAUUCAGAUAACAAAGGUAAAUUUGCCAGGCUCCAAUCCCUCUCUUUCACUUGAUUGGUUGUCCAUUGCUUAGAGAAGUAUAUCAGUGAGACAUAACAAAUAUAUUUUGUGUGAAUGAGAUUACUGGAAAGGAGUUUCAUAACUAAAAACACUUGUAAUUUACAUUACUCCACUUGGAGUUCCAUAACUAAAAAUACUUGUAAUUUACAUUACUCCACUUACCACUCCAUUCCACAAUCAGUAAGAUUUACAAAGUGAUAAAAGUACAAUAAGUUACAAAGAGGAAGCCACUUAACAGACAAGGUUUUGAAGUCAGGGAUGAAUGAAUUGAUUAAUUUUUUAAUACAUUAAAUUCCUUCAUGUAUAAAGUUGCUGUGGAAGAUAAGAAAUGUGAUUUUUUGUAUACCUAUGAAAAUGAGCUUUGUAAGAAAUAAUGAAGAUUUGUUGCUUGUUUUGAAUGGCCUACUCUCCAUAAGUGACUUGCCACAAAUUGUACUUGUUUCUAAAUAAAUCUUUGUUGACUGUUGUAAGCAGAGUAAUAUCAUACAAUUAAAUUAGAAGUGUUUUCAUUCAUGGAGCUUGCUGAAUUAGAGAAUCUCUAUCAUAUAUAUUUAUUAAGUCUCCUUGAUAUACUUCCUUACACCAGCAGCCAAGCAAGUGAAAGGGAGCAGAACCUAACUGGAAAAGACUGUGAAUUCUCAGUACAAAUUUACCUUAUGAAUUUGAAUGAACUACAGUGCCACUAUCCUCCCUACACACACACACACACUACAAGCCUAAAGUGUAUUAAAUGACUGUGUGCAAGGAGGAGUCAGGUGUCUACCAUCCCUAAGUGGAGUUAGUGUAAUCAGUUUCAUAGUGUAUUCAGUUUCAUAAUUUUCCAACUGUCCAAGGAGCAACAGUAAUGUGAGCAUACAGUAGCUAUAUUGUGAGUGCUGGUAACAUUCAGAGAUCAUGGUAGCAUACACAUCAUCAGUCAUAAUGUUGCCAUCAUUAUCUUAUUUGGUAAACAAGAUGCUUGUAUAGUAGAUAGCCAUUGCUAUUAAGGUUUUGUUUUGUUGCAAAAAUUUAGUAUAUACUUAGAUUAUGACAUAUGACAAGUUCAUAAAUGUCACCUUGCAGAAAUUCAGGUAAAAGCAUAAGUGAAGUCUUACAGUCGUUCAUUGAUUUCAGUUCAUGUAUGUAAAAGUCUAGGUACUAAUGCUUUGCAGUAGAACCAAUUCAUUCUCAUCAAUGGUCAUACAUAUUUAUAAACAAACAUCUGAUAUUUACCAAAUAAGACGAAGAUGGCAACAUUGUGACUAACAAGGUUUACACUAUUACAAUCUAUGAAUAUUACCAACACACACAACACAACAAUGCUCACAUAGAACACAACAAUGCUCACAUAGCUGCUGUUUCCAGGGUAGCAAAUAAAUUAUACAGUCAAUUAUCCUAUGAAUUCUAUUUAUGGGUGGUUGGCAAUUAGCCUCUUCCAUUUCUCUCUCCCCUAUAAUCCCUUGCCCUCCAAAGCAUGUUUACAAAUCACAGGUACUCCACACUUGCAAACCACAAUCUAUCUGCACAUCCGGUCUAAAUCCCCAUGAAGGCAGUAAACCAAGAUAAGCCACAUGCACUCAGCCUAUGAAAAAAAAUAUUACCAAAGAUUAACUAAAAUCUAUCUGACUAGGGGGCAAGAGGAUAGAUCCUCACUAACCAUAUUUAUGCAAAGUUUAGUUCUGAAAGCAUAUUCAGAUCUUGAUGGCUUUAUGAGUUUACUUUUACUCACUUUUUCAUUUUUGAUCCCACAUGGAAAGACCAGGUAUGAAUAAACCACCUUUGCAUUUAGCCAUUUACAAUUGCUUGCCAUUCAGCCAUAGCAUUCACAGCCAGUCACUCUUCCUUGCUUCAGAGAUCUCUCUUUUGCUGCUGAUACUUUAAGUGUCUUUACCAUUUAUUCAUGGCCUUCUCUUAACUUGACACAUCUGAUCUAGCUAUCUUCACCAUUUGAUUUUGUUUCCUCUUUGCGUGCCAAAACCAACAUAACACUACUAGCCUUCCUUGAUCCAAUAACACUUUCAACACGUGUUCUUCACUCUUCAUUUGUCAUUGUGUAUCCAUAUCCAUUACUCCAUACACCACCUAUUUUGCCUGACACCCUCACUAAAAAAUGUCAAAUAAAUUGAAAUGUAAAAUUUUUCAAUUUGAUUAGCACCUAUACAUCAGGGGCAAUAUCAUAAUCUUAUGGUAACAGACCAGGAUAUACUAAACACUAUUUAUAAAGAACUGUGUUGGCAUGGUAGAUUGUUAUCAUUUAUAUGAAUUUAUAUGUUGGCAUGUCCAAGUCCUAUUUAUAAAUAAGUUUAAAUGCAACAUGUAAAGGCCUGCCCACACUAUCGAGCAGUGCACAAUGUGCAAACACUGUUACCAUAUCCCGUUCCAAUACAAAAGCUGGGAGUGUGAGUGGCAGGCACAAAGGCAACAUCAGAAUCAGGAAAAUGACACGAACUGCCAGACCAAACCAUCUCUUAGUGGUGUGUAGUAUGUAGUAAGGGCAGAGCCUGAUGGGCUAUGUCCAUCAGUGUAAGGUUUUCAUCUUUACUUUAUCUGGUAAGAUUGCUCUAGAGGCAAGAGAAACACACUCAGUGAGCAGUGCCCAUUGGACAUUGCUUGAUAGUGGACAGGCCUUAAGUGAAACAGGGGUAUGGUUUACAUGAUUUGUGUCUAGACUAAAGAAAGAAUAAAAAAUAAAUAGUGAAAUAGUAUACCAUUCAUUCAUGUGAGACAUCUAGCAACAAAGGGGUUUCUACACUAAUUUACUGGUUUUUUAAUAAAGCCCAGAUCAUGAAAAGGGUAAACAGAGGGGCUGAAGUCAUAUUUUUUGUGACAAGAGGUCUGAUUAAUUCCAAAAUCAGAGAGGCCUCCUAACCCAGCAGGUUGUAUUUAUCAGCAUAUAGCACAGCUGCACCACUCCCUGCUGUAUUGUUAAAAUUAAAACUGCAACAUCUAAAAA